Somion occarium is the source of this 1287-nucleotide messenger RNA. NCBI's taxonomy places the organism in Eukaryota, Fungi, Basidiomycota, Agaricomycetes, Polyporales, Cerrenaceae. The record is from the annotation of a GenBank genome assembly.
AUCUCUCACUUGGCCACCCAACGUCAACUACGACUCUUGCCAUUUUCUCGACCACGGUGAUAGCCGAAGUCAGAACCUCAAGGUCUCAUUCUGAGGUUUCAUUGCAACCCUCUUGUCUUCUGCCACUCUAACUACGAAAUCUAAGAUCUUGGAAACAAUAUGAAUACCCAGCCCUCGCUCUUCACCCCUGGAUGUCCCUGCUGCGCAGAGGAGCUAGGAUUAGGCGGCAUACCUGCUGCCUCAGGUAGCCGCCACCGUCAUCCUGCAUCUGAUCCUCGUGAAAGAGGUCGAAAAGAAUUGACUCAAUGUCAACAAUGUUGGAGGUCGAAAGCUCCUGGUGUCACACCCUUUCGUUGCACUGGAUGCAAAGUUGAUCUUUAUUGCAGCAAAGAGUGUCAAAAGAAGGCAUGGCCUUCUCAUAAAACAAAAUGUCGCCUCAAUCAACGAACUCAGGAAAUGCCUGAGAUGAACUUGCAGUCUUUACAACUUCUCCGAGCCUUUACGAGCAAACACCGCCCUACUAUCGCUGAGGCCGGUGUGCGUUCCCUCGAUCUCUAUUCCGAUCCGAGCCGCGCAAAGAACUACAUCCUCAUGGUCUUCCUUCGCUCACGUCCUGAGUCUAAACGAACGGAGACGGCAUUCUAUGCAACUGGUGCAGAUGUUGUCUCUUUCGAUUUCUUCCCGCAGGAGAAAAGGGAGGAAAUGCAACAACAGCUCCAGUUUGCUCACAACCAGAACGUUCGUUCUGGCCAUGGCAUGAUUGGUGCGCUCUUUGUGAUGCUCAUGGUAGUGGACACCAUGGCGACCAAUGUGGCGUCUGUCGGCUUCUCAAGGGACGCUUUGGCUCCCCCUGGAAACUGGAAGGAAGAGAUGCUGAUCAAGAUGAACGAGGGCGUCGUCAUCUGAGCGGACUGAGCUACUCGUUUCAUUCUCAUUUUUUUUUCCUAUCAUGUCUACUGUGCUCAAGUGUCCCUCAUGCAGUACGCAUGUUCUUGUAUACCAUCGACCUAGUCGCUUCUUUGAUCUGUCUUGUUCUCAGAUCUGCACAUUGUUUCUCAUGUGGUUUACUGUCACGACAGCGCAUCAGGUGCCCUGAAUCUCCUUUCCAAGAUUUCUUUUUUUCUUUUCUUUGAUCGGGCGACGAGUAGGCCAUGUACUCGAGACCGAUACACGUUAACUAGUGAACUCAAGACCUAGUACCUGAGGCAAGGCGGUGCCGCUACAACUGCUUCUUGCCUUUAUACAGUGAGGGCGACUUUUAAUCAUAUUUGUUCUUCAUGGCAAGGC